AUGUCCACCUCAGGCCGCAACCCCGACGGCACCUUCACGAAGGGCAGCGAAGCCGCUUCCGAAGCCGGGCACAAAGGUGGCCUGCACAGCACGGGCGGUAUCAUGAAUGUUACCUCUUCUGAGACCGGAUCUGCAGCCACUGGUACCGAGGAGGGUCGUAAUGCCGAUGGCACGUUCACCAAGGGUAGCGAGGCAGCCAAGGAGGCGGGUCGUUUCGUCAUGUUCAUGAUCACUCGUGAAACUAUCUUCUUCAUCAAUCUGCGUCAGGCCUACCUCUUAUCACCCCGCAACGCUAGUCGUAUGUCGUCAAGAACAGUGCUGUUCACCUCGGUGCCCGAUCACUUCCUCGACGAGGGGCGCCUACGGCAGACCUUUCCUCUAGUCCAGCGGGUAUGGAUCUCAACCGAUUGCGACAAGCUUCAAGAGCUUGUCGAUAGUCGGGAAGACGCGGCCUUCAGGCUCGAGGAUGCGGAAAUCCAACUUUCCAAGAAGGCUACCAAGACCCACAAAAAGCGCCUCAACAAACAUGAUAGCAGUGCUCACUCGUCUCAUUCUGAUCCAGAGGAAUUUGGCUCUGUAGCAGCGAUUUGGCUUGACAAGAAGGACCGCCCCACUCACAGGUUAAAGCCAAUCAUCGGAGAGAAGGUCGAUACAAUUGAGUGGGCUCGCUCGACUCUCCGCGAACUUAUCCCUAAGGUAGACCGUGAACAAGCGGCUCAUCGAGCGGGUAAUGCUAAGAAGGUUUCCGCUAUCUUUAUUGAAUUCAAGACACAACGGGCGGCCCAAAGCGCUUUCCAACAGACUGCGCACCACACACCUCUCCACAUGACUCCGCGUGUUAUCGGAGCAGUCCCGGCAGACGUCAUCUGGAAGAAUGUCGGCCUCAGUUGGUGGAAUACGAUAAUUCGUUCUGCCGUGGCAACGUUCCUCAUCACUCUAUUAACACUCUUCUGGUCCGUACCAGUUGCGUUCAUUGGCGUGCUCACGAAUGUCGACCAGCUUACACAAAUACCUUUCUUGGCGUGGAUUGAUGACAUCCCGUCAUCUGUUCUAGGAGUGAUUACAGGGUUGCUACCAACUUUGCUCCUUGCCGCUCUUCUCGCUCUCGUGCCAGUUCUAUGUCGUUUCCUCGCUGGAUUAUUUGAACCGACACAUGCACUGGUCGAACUUAAGACACAGUCGUGGUAUUUCGGCUUCCAAGUCAUUCAAGUGUUUCUGGUUACAACGUUUUCCUCCGGAGCGGCCGCCGUCGCUCGUAACAUCGUGUCGGAUCCCACGGGAGCGCCUGCAUUACUAGCACAGCAACUCCCUACGGCGUCCAAUUUCUACAUCUCGUAUUUCAUCUUGUAUGGCUUAGCCCUUAGCGCUUCUACACUUUUGAAUAUUGUUCCUCUUCUCAAGUUCAAGAUACUUGGGAAGUUCUUGGAUGAUUCCCCACGCAAGAUGUUCAGGCGAUACACGCAGCUGCCUGGUUUGGGAUGGGGGUCUGUGUACCCCAAGUUUACCAAUCUUGCGGUCAUUGCUAUCGCAUACUCCUGUAUUGCGCCGCUCGUUCUCGGCUUCGCGACCGUCGGACUUUACAUCCUAUAUCUUGCUUUCCGCUACAAUCUCCUCUUUGUCACGACAAACAGUGUCGACACCAGAGGCGCUGCGUACGCUCGAGCUCUACAGCAACUGACUGUUGGUGUGUACAUUGCCGAGCUGUGUCUUAUCGGACUCUUCGCUAUUGGAACUUCGGGCAGUGCUAUCUCCAGUGGUCCUCUAGUGCUGAUGAUCCUCUUUACUAUCUUGACAGUGCUCUAUCACAUCACCAUGCGUAGUGCAUUGAACCCUCUCACGAAAUUCCUCCCUAGUGAUCUGUUUCUUGAUCAAGAGGAGGAUCAGAGAGGAGCAACAAACGCUAUGGAGGAAGGCGUUUACUCGAAGAAUAGUAAUCCCGUCCAGCACAGCAAUUCUGAGCCUAUGGUCUCCGACAAACCGCACUGGACGGCGCCUUCCAAUCGCAAGCAGAACAUUUCCCCGCAAAAAGGCGGCAUCAGUGGCAUGUUCACUCGCUUUCUAUUUCCGCAGGCGCAUCAGUCGUACUACGCAUUGAAGCACAACCUUCGAGACCCGGAUUUGAGCCAUUCGAUACUAUCGUAUCCCGAAGACGUUCAGAAGGAGGCGUACGCUAACCCGGCUGUUGUCUCUCCCGCGCCCGAACUGUGGAUCGUCAAGGAUGUACUUGGUAUUAGCGCACAAGAAGUUAGGCACACGCGCAAUGUCAUUCCAAUCACUGAUGAAGGUGCAUGGUUCGAUGAGAAGGGCAACAUUCUUUGGGAUCAGGAGCAUCUGCAGCGGGCUCCGAUUUGGGAGGAUAUAACGUGGUAUUAG
Coniosporium apollinis CBS 100218 is the source of this 2373-nucleotide messenger RNA. RefSeq lists its product as uncharacterized. Bases 1 to 2373 code for a protein of 790 amino acids. Gene Ontology annotation, molecular function: calcium-activated cation channel activity. The record is from RefSeq and is a predicted model, not a curated record. Gene Ontology annotation, cellular component: plasma membrane. NCBI's taxonomy places the organism in Eukaryota, Fungi, Ascomycota, Dothideomycetes. The transcript has 4 exons.